ACUAAUAAUAAACAAGCCAAAAUGGAAAACGAUAAAGGUCAAUUAGUUGAAUUAUACGUCCCAAGAAAGUGUUCUGCUACCAACAGAAUUAUCAAAGCUAAGGACCAUGCUUCUGUCCAAAUCAGCAUUGCUAACGUUGAUGCUGAAGGUAGAGCCAUCCAAGGUUCCAACACCACCUACGCUUUAUCCGGUUACAUCAGAGGUAGAGGUGAAGCUGAUGACUCUUUAAACAGAUUGGCUCAACAAGAUGGUUUAUUAAAGAACGUCUGGUCUUACUCCCGUUAAGAGUGUAAUUAGGUAUAUGUGCAUAUAUAUUAAUUUAUAAAAAACAAAGUUCUUCAGGUGUGUGUAUAUUUAAUGUUCAUGUAAUAAACAAUUAGUCUAAGAAUGUACAGAUGUGUGCAGGUUGUAAAGAAUAUUACGAAAUAGUAUAAUUGUCGGAUCAAAUUGGCAUUCGAUCUCUACAUAGUACGGCAGAUCAUACGAGAGAAGCGGAGUAGGCUUAUGUUUCAAUCAACAACAAUGCAACACUGCUUAAAAAAGAAGAGAGCAAAUUCCACCUGAUGAUGGUUUUGAGUUGUUCUUUGGUUCCUUUAGUUUAUAGAGUUGUACGUAAAUCUAUACAGGCGAUAUUAAAUCCGAUUAUUAUGAAUCCUAAGUGAAACUGUUUUAUUAUUUGACAUUGAGUUUUUCUUGAAAUCAAUUAAUAUUUUACGCUGUUCCAUUGUUCCAUAUUUGGAUUUUAGAUUUUUAGGGUUUUGCAUUGCUGUAACUCCUAAUAUAGUUUAACCCCCAGCACAGGGUGGUGCAGAGACAUCCGCGCAAGCCCGUAACGAAAUAUAAUUCAGUAUUCAUACACAAUUGUACAUUUGUAAAUCAGUUAAGCCAAGAAUAAUUAGAUAAUUCGUU
Messenger RNA from Spathaspora passalidarum NRRL Y-27907, 909 nucleotides. It is a transcript of the gene RPS21B, whose product is annotated as 40S ribosomal protein eS21. Gene Ontology annotation, biological process: endonucleolytic cleavage to generate mature 3'-end of SSU-rRNA from (SSU-rRNA, 5.8S rRNA, LSU-rRNA); translation; endonucleolytic cleavage in ITS1 to separate SSU-rRNA from 5.8S rRNA and LSU-rRNA from tricistronic rRNA transcript (SSU-rRNA, 5.8S rRNA, LSU-rRNA). Gene Ontology annotation, cellular component: ribosome; cytosolic small ribosomal subunit. Lineage: Eukaryota; Fungi; Ascomycota; Pichiomycetes; Serinales; Debaryomycetaceae. Gene Ontology annotation, molecular function: structural constituent of ribosome. The transcript is spliced from 2 exons. The coding region runs from base 22 to 285 and encodes 87 amino acids. The record is from RefSeq and is a predicted model, not a curated record.